AUGCGCCCCUCUUCCCUCGUCUCUUUCCUGGCCGUGUGCGGCUUGGCCCUGACGCAGUCCGUCAACCUCUCCUCCAUUUAUGGGCCUGGUCUGUCCAGCGGCGCCGAGAUCUUCUACGCGUCUGACCCCGACUGGGCGUCCGAGGUGACGCCCCGGUGGACGCUGUACCAUGCCCCGACGUUCUAUGGCGCUAUCAAGCCGGCCACGGAGGCUGAUGUGCAGCAUAUCGUGAAGACGUCUGUCGCCCGCGGCAUUCCCUUUCUGGCGACCGGGGGUGGGCACGGUGUCACGACGACCUUGGGGCGCGUGCGCAAUGGUAUCGAGAUUGACCUGAGCAAUUUCCGCACGGUGGAGGUGUCGGAGGAUGCAAGUGAGAUUGUUGUCGGGGGGGCUGCCAUUUAUAAUGACAUUUAUGGGCCCAUGUAUAAGGCGGGGAAGAUGAUGGCGAUGGGCAACUCCCCCUGCGUCGGCGUCAUCGGGGCAGCCCUCGGCGGCGCGGUGGGAAUGUGGCAGGGCCUGUACGGCGUGGGCGUCGACUCCCUCCUGUCCGUCCGACUGAUCACCGCGGCAGGCGAGCUGGUGAUCGCAUCCAAAACCUCCCACGCGGACCUGUUCUGGGCGAUCCGCGGCGCCGGGGCCAACUUUGGCAUCGUCACGUCGGCGACCUUCCAGCUGCACGACGCCGUCAACGACGGCCUGGUCGCCAGCACCAACUUCGUCUACCCGGGGUCCGCCAACGCGUCCGUGUGGGAGGCCAUCGCCUCGUUCGACAAGAACAUGCCAAAUGAACUGGCCAUUACGGCUGAAGCGUCGUUUAAUCGCACCUUGAAUGAGCCCCUCAUCCUAGUCAACGUAAACUACUACGGCCCGCGUCUCUCCGCGCAGCCCUACCUGGAAGCCUUCCACGCGGCCGGCCCGGCGCUGGUGAUCCCGCUGGACCUGCCAUGGGUAACCCUACAGGCCCUAUCCAGCACCGUCGACACGACCGACUGCACGCCCGGCCAGAACGCCAACGAGUACACCAUCGCGCUCAAGACCACCGACGUGGCCACCUACACCUCCUUCUUCAACGACCUGACCGUCUUCUGGCAGCAGAAUCCGACCUACGCCGGCAGCUUCGUCAUCGAUCGCUACCCGACGGCUGUCAUGCAGGAGGUGCCGGAUAACGAGACGGCCUAUCCGUUGCGAGACGCUCUCACGCAGAUUCUCUUCGAUAACAUCUACCCCUCCCCCUCGCUGAACCCCACCGUGAAUGCAUUCAUGCGCGCCGCCCGCGCCCGGUUCCAGAAGACCUCGGGGUUUGACGAGUUGGCCGUGUAUGUGAACUUUGCGCAGGGGGAUGAGGGCCCCAGGGCGUGGUACUCGGAGCGGAAGCUGGGGAGGUUGCAGCGGUUGAAGAGGACGUGGGAUCCGAAUGCGGUGUUUAGUUAUAGUAAUCCGGUGCCGGUUUAG
Molecule: messenger RNA, 1452 nt
Organism: Aspergillus heteromorphus CBS 117.55
Lineage: Eukaryota; Fungi; Ascomycota; Eurotiomycetes; Eurotiales; Aspergillaceae
Gene: fmqD
Product: FAD-dependent monooxygenase fmqD
Exons: 4
Coding region: 1-1452 (483 amino acids)
Molecular function (GO): FAD binding; oxidoreductase activity
Source: RefSeq, a predicted model, not a curated record